Molecule: messenger RNA, 4820 nt
Organism: Scleropages formosus (Asian bonytongue)
Lineage: Eukaryota; Metazoa; Chordata; Actinopteri; Osteoglossiformes; Osteoglossidae
Gene: st6galnac3
Product: ST6 (alpha-N-acetyl-neuraminyl-2,3-beta-galactosyl-1,3)-N-acetylgalactosaminide alpha-2,6-sialyltransferase 3
Exons: 5
Coding region: 608-1489 (293 amino acids)
Biological process (GO): oligosaccharide metabolic process; ganglioside biosynthetic process
Molecular function (GO): alpha-N-acetylgalactosaminide alpha-2,6-sialyltransferase activity
Source: RefSeq, a predicted model, not a curated record
UUAUUCGUUUGCUCUCGUUUCGCUGUACGUAAUCAGGGUCUUAAGUUUUCCGCUCCAUAUUGACGUCCUACACUACAGCGUGGUCACCCUCGGAACACAAAACACUACACCUUCCUUGGCUUGUUGUGGGAAUGUUCACACACAGGGCCGCGCAGGAGCACGCUGUUUUUCACGAGAUUCCUUUCUGGAAGGUUCCGUUUUCGCUUCCUCUGCCUCAGGAUCCAUCGUACGCGUCCCGCCCGUCUCGCGGACAGAGAAGUCACACGCGAGCCGGGAGUUGAGAGCCCGGAGGCGCGAGGCGCGCGGCGGGAGGCACGAGGCGGCGGGCGUGAGGCAGGUGGCAGGAAUCACGGCUGGUCACGUGACACAGGGGGGCGGCGCUUCCGUGCCUCUCAGCCAGUAGCUAUAGAAAAAAAAAGCCCGAGAAGAGAAUGAAUAACGGGACGGUAUGAUGUUUAUGAAGAUGCAUACCUGCGAAGCGCCGAGCCACCCCGCGUCCGACGAAUAAAAUAAAAUAAAAUAAAAUAAAAACAACAGAACAACACAGACGCUGCGUGACACUGCGCUUGGAGACGCAAACCGACUGUACCACACAGUCCAGCUGACGAUGGCCUGGAUGUGUAAGAGGAAGUAUGUCAUCGCAACCGUCCUGACCGUGGCCGUCUCGGUCUUUGUCAUGGUGAACUACACUGAAAAAACGUGUUUCCUGCUGCAGCUGGUGUUCGGUCAGCACAAGCCAUCCAAGGCCCACUCCGGGUACGUCAGCAUCCCGGACCAGGAGCCCCUGAAGCUCUACUGCGAUGUGUGCAGCGUGGUGUCCAGCUCGGGGCAGAUGCUGGGCCGGCUGGCCGGCCCGGAGAUCGACAGUGCGUCCUGCGUGUGGCGGAUGAACAACGCACCGACGCGCGGCUUUGAGCGCGACGUGGGCCGACGCACCACGCUGCGGGUGGUCUCGCACACCAGCGUGCCGCUCCUCCUGCAGCGCCAGCAGCACUUCUUUGGCCAGGCCAACGACACCGUCUACGUCAUCUGGGGCCCCCUGCGCAACAUGCGCAGGGACGGCAAGGGCAUCGUGUACAACAUGCUGCGGCAGGUGAUGGACAGCUACCCGCAGGCCCGCAUCUUCGUCACCACGGAGGAGCGCAUGAACUACUGCGACAGGGUCUUCAAGGAGGAGACCGGGAAAGACAGGAUACAGUCGGGGUCUUACCUCAGCACCGGCUGGUUUACGCUCAUCCUGGCUAAGGACAUGUGCAAGGAGAUCCGCGUCUACGGCAUGAUCAACAACACGUACUGCAGGACGGUGGGCUACAAGAAAGUGCCGUACCACUACUAUGAGGCCGGAAGCCGGGAUGAAUGCGCCGAGUACCUGCUUCACGAGAGCGCCCCCUACGGCGGGCACCGCUUCAUCACUGAGAAGUCCGUUUUCGCCAAGUGGGCAAAAGUGCACCCCAUGAAAUUCUUCCACCCCACCUGGCUGGUUUCAUGACCCAAGGAGCACCCUGCACUUCCUCUCCCCGACUUGCCAGGUGUCUGGGACAGAUCUGGCCUCUCUCAGUGUCCUGUACAUCCUCCCAGUCGUCUUUUCACUCUACAUGGACUCACUGAUGUCAACAGAGGGUCAGACUCUGAAUUCCGUCCAUCGCCGCUGCUGUGCGCGUCAUUAUCUCCAAGGAGACUGACAGCGAUGACACUUGGUGCUGCUGCUGGACCAGAAUGCCGGGUAUGGAUGGGGAGGAUCUUAAAAAGACAAUCAACAUUAAGUGUGAACAACUUUAUGGAAGCGUCUAUAGAAGUGUUGUAUGUUUGUAAGUGUCUUUUUUUUACUCCAGCUGUCUUUAUUUUAAAGCUGUGAAAGGGUGACCUCAAGCCCAGUUCCAGUCAGGAAAGUGAAACGUAGACAGGUGGGAGUUGCCAGUCCAGCGUGACUUCAUUCUUUUACUGCGAUGUAUGAUCUUAUGAAUGGAUUAGGAGCAAAAAUGUUGAAUAUGGAAAAAGUCAGACUACAAAGAGAUACAAUGAACAAAAAUCCCUCCUACAAUGGACUCAAACAGUUGUGUUUCUGCCGUUAUCCUGUGAUUUGUUGGUCCAUGCCUUUCAUUUUUGAGGGAAUUUUUAGGCUUUGUUUCCAUAUUUGUAAGUAAAAAGAGAAGUCAGAGCAGCAGCUGUAUUGAAAGUUACCGGUGGAAUUCGAGCCGGGCUUAAGAUUUGCGUCCGAAAACUGUUUGCCCAGUUUGUUGAAAGCCAGCACAAGCCAUCCAGGUUCUCGCUGUCGUCUUUCCUACUGUAGCUUCACACACGGUCGACGCCCGUCGGUCCCCAGGGUUCCUUCAGCGCGGGAACUCUAGGGGCUCGGAAAGCAGGAACGGGACCUUACGCACUCCUCUGUGCCCUCCGUGUCACGCCGCACGCCCGAUCAAAGAGGCCAGGUUGGUUCGAAACCCCUGGUGUCACCAGCGUUUGAAGGCGCGUGAUCUCCUUUUGCACCGAGCUGCUCUGUUACUGCCGGCGAGCGGUGAGCGACCCUGCGGUCGUUCCACCUGGCGGACUUUACAAAUGCUGUGAAACUUUAUUUAUUUUUCGGUGUUUUUGCUGGGUGGCGGAGAGAUGCAGCGUCGUCGCACUCGCGUCCCGCGGCAGAAUGGGGAACGAGAGGACCGACGCUGCCGGACUCGACGCCCUUCGGCUCCAGCAGCUGUUCGGAUUUCAAACUCUUCCCGUGAACCUGAACUGCUCUACGGUGUCUGUUUCUCAUACGUUCACUCGUGUUUACGUUCUUCGUGCCUACUGUUUUUCUCCUUUAACCAUGAUUAGGGUGGCUAGUUAUUUGGUCUUUGUGAGUCCAUUGUUUUCCCCAUUGGCUCACAGCUGCACAGUCACCAAGUGUUUUUUUCAGAAGUGUUAUUGUUCCAACGUUUCUUACUUGACUCGCUCUCAUCCGCGUGUCAUUUUUCGUUAUUCCUAUGCAAACGUUCAGGACAUUGUGCUGCAUGCGUACGGAACCUCCCUGUGAUUUUCUUUUUUUUUUUUUUUUUCUUACACCGUCUGGCAGCUCCUCACGUCCGCCUUCCUCGCUGCCUUCCGAUGAUGUCCGAAUCCUGUAGCGGGAGGAGGGAAGGAGCGCACCUCAGCUUCCUCGGCCCAUGCCAGUGUCUUUACCGCUCCCUCCGUGUUCCUUAAACCUACACUUUACGGUGAUGUCUAACGUGACUUAAAACGGUUGUUUUUUUGAGCAGUCAAUGGAAGGAGAGGUUGCUACACGAAGAUGGGAUUAUCCCAGGUGCCCACGUGGUUAACGAUGAGUCGCUCAGAUCCUGCCCCGGUCGCCCGGGCCAGCGCUGGGUAGCUCAUCUCACACUCGCGCCCGUACGGCUCCGGGGAAGCACUUCCCUGCGCCAGCAGGCCCGAGCGAUUCAGGCACGCUGCUGGGUGAGGGAUCAUUUUCCUAUUGCAGAUGUCUGUUCGUUCCAGAAUGGUCAGAUGCCAAAUGUUUUUCUCUUCUGAAGGUGAUGGGUUUGUUUUGCUGAACUUCUUUUCACGCGUGGUUUGCGACCGGGAGCUUCGCAGUGCACGUCAAGUCUACGGACUGUUUUGUUUGCCGAAGAAGCAUCGCGCUCGAAAUUUCGUCCACUCGUUUUUUUGCUUUUUCCCACAUGAAGUGACCUUGAGAUUUUUUGCAAUUACUCUAAGCAUUUAAGUCGUUUCUCCACCGAGGUGGAAUUGUGUAUACGGAGGUUUUGCUGCGCGGUGGAUGUGAUCUUUGUGUACAUUUCCGCCAAACCCUUUCCGCUCGUGUACAUUUGCACAUUGCUGUACCGCGGUUGGCUAGUCCUGUGUGCAUGGAACUCGUAUGUGUUGCUCAGCUCCAUUGCCGUAGCCCUUCACAUCACUCGGUCAGUAUGUGCGUGAUCUUGUUAUUAAACACGUUUUCUAUUGUGAUAUAUGUCUCUAAUUCUGCUGAAACCCUCCUCCACAACAGACGGCGCAAAUUAUUGGUUUCCGUAAACCAGCUGUGUUACGUGCAGAUGUUUUCUGCCGUAUUUUUCAACUCGGUGCAAUCUGCAGGUGAGGAAUUUGGAAUAUACCUCUGUGCUACCGAGGUGUAUCGACAACAAGCGUCUUUCCUUUCAUGACACGAACCUGAUCCUUUUGCCAAGCCACCUUCUGGUGCAAUGCUAAGAAAUGCAAUUAUUUUUGGAGCACCGUAACAUCACUCAAAAGUAUUGCCUGUGAGGAAAGGAGUCCGUCUGUUUUGCUUGUUUUUAUGGCGUUGCUUUGGAAACUUGUCUCUGUGGUCCAUUAAAAACGUGUCGUUUGAGAAAGAUAAAUGUUGACGUUUUAUUUCUGUAUUAAUUGUACAUAAUAUUUUAUGGGAUCACAUCUGAUAUUUUCUGCCAAAAAAGCGAUUGGUCGUUUUAUUCUGCUCCUCUGAUGUGUGUGCAAGAUGGAGCAAGAAGGGCCUUUAUAUUAACUGAGAACAUAGUGUCUUCAGAUGAAUGAAUUUUGCAGCGAGAAUGUGCGUUAAACCAUUAGUAUUGCGACUGAUGCUCGUCGUGCAAAUUUCACUUGAUUCUCAUUAAAAUGUAAAUGAACCUUUGGAUGACAUGGGGCGAAAUAAGAUUUUUUGAAUGCCAUGUUUUACUUUACACACAUCUCCUGUUUAUUACAUUCACAUUAAUGCAAUAAUUUUAGUAUUCCCUGAAGUAUUUGACUGUGGUUUUACUGACGGUAUUAUCUUUGUUUGUUUGGUCACGGUGGUAAAUGUUUAAUUCCGUAACCCUCACAAGAUAAUAUAAUAUUUUAUUCAGCAGCGUAUGUAG